Molecule: messenger RNA, 591 nt
Organism: Rotaria socialis
Lineage: Eukaryota; Metazoa; Rotifera; Eurotatoria; Philodinida; Philodinidae
Source: the annotation of a GenBank genome assembly
AUGGGUAGUACAUUCUCUUCCACUACCGAUGAUCAUCAUUCGACUUUCUAUGCAACCUCUGUAUCAUCAUCAGUAAAAUCUGAUAUUCCUUUCGAGGCGGAAUCAUUACGGCGUGAAGCACAUCAAUGUAAAUCUGAAGCGGAAGCAGCAUCGCGGCAAUCUCAACAUGAAUAUCAUUCUGGACGUAAAUCAGAAGCAAAAGCAUUGUCAAAUCAAAAAAAAGAUCUGUAUUCCCAAAUGGAUGAGAAAAAUGAGCAAGCUGCGGCAUUGAUUUUCCAGCAUUUUAAUCAAAAUCUUCCAGAGCACUUCAUCGAUUUGCACGGCCUUUACGUUUUUGAAGCAUUGAAAUAUUUACAACAAAAAUUAAAUGAAUGUCGUUCAUCGUCUAUAUCACGACUGACAGUUAUUACAGGGAUGGGAAAUCACUCACCACAUAAAAUGGCUAAAAUUAACCCAGAAGUCGAGAAUUUCGCCCAUAGAAACAAUUUAAAAAUUAUUCCAGGUCGUGGGCGCGUUGAGAUACGCUUGGAUACUGAUGAUCAAUAUGAAAAGGUUGAUUAUCAGGACAGUGAUGGAUGUAUAAUUCUGUAA